Nymphaea colorata (pocket water lily) is the source of this 1259-nucleotide messenger RNA. RefSeq names its product protein FATTY ACID EXPORT 3, chloroplastic-like. The transcript is spliced from 6 exons. NCBI's taxonomy places the organism in Eukaryota, Viridiplantae, Streptophyta, Magnoliopsida, Nymphaeales, Nymphaeaceae. The record is from RefSeq and is a predicted model, not a curated record. The coding region runs from base 94 to 1071 and encodes 325 amino acids. Gene Ontology annotation, cellular component: membrane.
GGUUCAAACUUGAGAGCUCCGUCCUGUCAGUUGCCACUCGUGCCAUUCUCUUUCUUCUCUGCCUCUCUCGGAUCCUCUCCUUCUCUUGCUGCCAUGACUGCUGUUGAGGCCCUAAUUUCCCAUGGAUGCUCAAGUUUGGCUCCGAGGGCGACCGCCCUUUCUCCGUCGGCGGGGCGCCUACACCAUCCUCAUCUUCCUUCCCGGGGCUGCGGUGUUUUUCCUCUCAGGCGCAUGGGCGUCAAGAACCAUCCUCACCUGCAUCUCCGCAAUCAGUUUCGCAUGCGGAGCUUACCUUCUGGCAGACUGAUUCCGUUUGCUACCGCUUCUCACGAAGGAUCGGACAAUUAUCCAGAUGCUGAAGUGGAAAAAAUGAAGAAUGAGCUUGAGAAACAGUCGGAGGAGUCACAAGAAGCAUGGAAGAGCACAAUAGAAUCUUUCAAAGAGCAGGCUGCGAAAAUGAAAGACAUGUCAGAGGAAGCGUAUGAAUUGUAUUCUAAGAAAGCCAUGGUGGUCUUUAAGGAUUUCUCUGAGCAGGUCAAAGUACAAACAGAGAAAGCUAGGAAAGAUAUGUCUCUGAUUGCAGAAGAAGUCACCACAGAGGGAAGGGAGUAUCUUUCUUCUGCAAUGGAGAACCCUCCAGAGCCAGUAAAGGAAAUAGUGGAAACUUUUACUAGUGAAGGUGCUGAGUUGAAAAAAAUAUCUGAAGUUCGUGACUUUUUCCUUGGAAUUCCAUAUGGUGCACUGUUGUUCAUUGGUGGCUUUCUCUCCUUCAUGCUAACUGGAAGCAUUCCAGCAAUUAGGUUUGGCAUGAUUCUAGGAGGUGCACUGUUGUCAAUGAGCAUAUUAAGCUUAAGAUCAUGGAAAGAAGGAAAAUCUUCUGCCUUAUUUUUGCAGGGUCAAGCAGGUAUUGCAGCUAUCCUUUUUGUGCGUGAGGCUCGUUUGCUUUGUCAGAGACCAUCAGUUUGGACUUCAAUCAUGGCCUUGAUCAGUGGGAUCAUGGCAGCAUUCUAUGUGUAUAGGAUCAAAAUAGAAUCUUGGAACAGAGAAGGUGAAAGUGGCAGUUUGAACUGACAGGCAAAAUAUGCAUAGCUUUACUUUGUCAGUGACGAAUGAUGGAUCCUGUUGGAGUUCGAUCUUCCUCCUCCUUAACACAGCUAAGCUUCUCGUCAUCUGAUAUUUCUUUCUUUCUUCUCGUGUAAUUGCUCUCCUUUUUCUUUUGUCAAUUUAUUCCUUUUCUUAUAAAGCGAUAGUCUUAAUGA